AUGUGGCGUAGGGACCUCCGGCUCCAGGAGUACCAUCCUGCGCCCAGAGAAGUAGAGGCACAGAAGCUCCUCGUCCAGCAGUCCAUAGUCCUCCAAUGGGAGGAACAACUGGCUGAACGAGAGGAAGGACACAGGACUGUCGAGGCAAUCCGGCCGGUCUUACAAGACUGGCUGGAGAGAGAAUGGGGCUCAUUAACCUUCCGGCUGGUGCAGGUGCUUACGGGUCAUGGCUGCUUCGGUAGCUACCUGCACCGGUUCGCAAGACGGGAGGUGACAGCCGAGUGCCAUCAGUGCAGAUGCGACGAGGACACAGCGCAGCAUACUCUGGAGGAAUGCCCUGCCUGGGCGGGGCAGCGCCGGGACCUCGUGGCAGUGGUGGGAGACGACCUCUCCCUGCCGGCCGUGGUUAAGGCUAUGGUCGCCAACGAGAGGUCGUGGAAAGCGGUCCUCUUCUUCUGCGAGGAUGUAAUGUCGCAGAAGGAGGCGGCGGAAAGGGAAAGGGAGGCAGACCCAGCUUCGCACCCUAUCCGCCGUAAGCACACAGGGGCCCGGAGAAGAGCUUAUGCCCACCUCCUCCCCCCCACCUAG
Molecule: messenger RNA, 588 nt
Organism: Leguminivora glycinivorella
Lineage: Eukaryota; Metazoa; Arthropoda; Insecta; Lepidoptera; Tortricidae
Exons: 1
Coding region: 1-588 (195 amino acids)
Source: RefSeq, a predicted model, not a curated record